AUGUUCGCAACUGACAGUGUUGAGAAUGGACUGGACCGGAACCCAUCUACCCUUGUCAGUCUGGGUGAUAACGCCCUGCUUGAUGGCGACCUGCUUGAUGACGAGCUGAGGUUGGUCGCUCUGGAUGUGCGGCCAUAUAGGGAGGCGCUUCGUCAGUCGUUUGGUGAGGAGCUGGCUGGUGACGAGAUGUCUGAUGCCGAGAUCCGCGAGAUGGUGUUCUGCGCUUGGGACACCCUCAGGGCCUCCUUUGAGGGUGGCCUCGGUAUUGACGCCGCUGUGCGACGGUUGUCCAUGUGGGCCAGGGUCGAAGAAGCCAUAAAUGCAUCUGACCCUUUGAAGACGACGUUAUGCGCUUUCGGCAUCCACGCUUUUAUCUGCGCCUGGUGGGCUGUCAGCCGCCUUGUCCAUAACCCCUUUUAA
Molecule: messenger RNA, 420 nt
Organism: Gregarina niphandrodes
Lineage: Eukaryota; Apicomplexa; Conoidasida; Eugregarinorida; Gregarinidae
Exons: 1
Coding region: 1-420 (139 amino acids)
Source: RefSeq, a predicted model, not a curated record